UCGAACUGCAGAGAGCGGGGGGCGGGGGACGUAAACAGAAGGCGCAGACAGAUCUGGAAAGAUUAUAGAUUAAAUUCAGUGCACAGGCAAGCAAUUAGAAGAGGAUCUGUUCGUUGUGCCGAGGAUCAAGAGAUCUAACUCUCCAAAGGACUGGGCGGGUGUGUGUGUGUGUGCGUGCUGUGUGAACGACAGUCAACCGGUAGAAAGGCGGGCUGGGCUCUCAGCGCUGAAGGGUGAAGUUUGCGGGCGCCUGAAUUACCUCCAGAAGGACAUCCAAGCGAGAGGCUCUGACCCACAUAUUGAACUGCUCUCCACUGAACGCUUCUACAAGUGCCAUCAGAUUGCCAAUAUAUUACUUGUGUGUCCGCUUUUUUAAAGAAAAAAAAUUAAAGCGACAUCCUUCUAGGAAGGGGCGGAGCGAGGAGUUACCAAGCCCUUUCCCCACCGAGCAUCUUGCUGGCUUUCCUUUGCAACACCAAGUUCAUCCCCUUCCCAACUUCUUAGCAAAGCUAGAUAAUUUCUCUCCCCGUCCGGGUGUGUGUGUUUCUAAAAUCCCGGAGAACGAGAGAGAGAGAGAAAACUUCUUAACUGCUAAAGCGUCAGUCGACAACCACACCGGGGGUGGUGGUGGUGUGUGUGGCUGUGGAAGGGCGAGAGAGACCGCGAGAGAUCUGACCUGCUGGUCGGUCAAAGGAGAGAGAAAGCCCAAACAAGGCGAGGAGCUGUUGUGUCUGGUCCGGGAUGGUGUGUUUCACCUGCGGGCAGGAUGGGAUGCUUUGCAGCCGCUGCUGGCUAACUCUGGGCUGGAAAGACCGAAGCUGAGCCGCAGAGUUGCUUUGCAGAAAAAGAAAAAGGCACCCCGAAGUCACCCUCCCUGCCCAGCCACGACCGAGAGCGCGGGCGGAGAAGAAGAGCUACAGACGAGAGGAGGAGAGCAUUACCUAGCGGGCCAGCAGCAGCUGCAUCUCGGUCCCUUUCUCUCUCCCCCCUCCCCUUCCCCUUUGCCCACACGCUCACACACACACCCCCCUCCUCCUCCUCCUCCUCGCUUCCCCUCGCUCGUUCCUGGGGUUGCAGCCAGAGGCUCAUUAGCAAGAGGGAGGGCGAGGACUCUCUCGCGUCUCUUCUCGACAUCGUCUGGUUCUUCGUCGCUCCCAAGUUGGCCGGCAGUUUGGGAAGCAGCCGGGGAGUUCCGCAAGCCCUUGACGCUUCCAGCCGGCCCAAGCCCAUCUCUGCCGGCUGGAAAGGAUCGCGAGUCAGCCGGAGCGGAGAAAGAAGCCGCUGAAGUUUCUGGAUUUCGGGCGUCUCUGGCUCGCCCGGCUCGGGGCUGCGGCGUCCGGGCUGCAAGCGGCGUGGGUUUUCUUUCGGGCAAAGCUCCGGAGCCGAGAAGCCGCCGGGCGGGGCGGGGUUGCCCUGGCUCGCUUCGCGUUGCCCGCCCGGCCCCCGACUCCCUCCUCGCCCCUUUUAUCUUGGCAAUGACGGCUCUCCGUUGGGGGGCUCUUUCUGUGGCUGCAAACUGACUGGGCGCGCAGCAGCUCGCCAGCAGCUCCCCGGAAGGCGCGGGCAGAGUUGACUUGGCCAAGCGGGGCCGAGGGCGGCUCACCCGGGGUCGUCCGUUCCUGCCGGGCCGAGCGGGGCCCCGGAGGAGAGCAUUUCGGGGCAAAGCAUCCUCGCCCGCUCCUCCUCGGACUAACCGCCCGAUGCUGCCGUGGAUUUUUGGGGUCUGGCUGCUCUUUUUCGCUGGCUAUGAAGCUUCUGCCUUGAAGAUGGAGACGAUCUGGGUGUUCUUCCUCUCUCUGGUCCCGGUAUACACCAGGGGACAAGGGGCCUAUGCUCCUUCUCAGGCACAGAUCAUCCAUGCUGGACAGGCAUGUGUUGUAAAGGAAGAUAACAUCAGUGAACGAGUGUACACUAUUCGGGAGGGUGAUACCCUUGUUCUGCAGUGUUUGGUUACAGGGCACCCACGGCCACAGGUGAGGUGGACCAAAACUGCUGGCAGCGCCUCGGACAAAUUCCAAGAGACAUCGGUGUUUAAUGAGACACUUCGGAUUGAGAAGAUCCAGAGGCUGCAGGGGGGCCGCUAUUAUUGUAAAGCAGAGAAUGGGGUUGGGUCCCCCGCCAUCAAGUCCAUUCGAGUAGAUGUGCAGUAUUUGGAUGAGCCUCUCCUCACUGUCCAUCAGACCAUCAGUGAUGUACGUGGCAGCUUCUACCAGGAGAAGACAGUUUUUCUCAGGUGUACCAUCAAUUCCAAUCCACCUGCACGGUUCAUUUGGAAACGAGGUUCAGAGACACUUUCUCACAGUCAAGACAAUGGAGUGGAUAUCUAUGAGCCAUUGUACACACAGGGAGAAACCAAAGUCCUGAAGCUGAAAAAUCUGCGACCCCAAGACUAUGCCAGUUACACAUGUCAGGUGUCUGUUAGAAAUGUCUGUGGUAUUCCUGACAAGUCAAUCACUUUUGAUCUUACCAACACAACAGCUCCACCAUCCCUGAAGUUGUCUGUGAAUGAAACCUUAGUGGUGAACCCUGGGGACAAUGUCACCAUACAGUGCUCAUUGACUGGUGGGGACCCAUUGCCCCAAGUGAUUUGGUCCCAUUCACCCAGCCCUAUGCCUCCCAAUAGCCUUGUGCAAAAGGGCAAACUCACCAUCUGGGGCAUCCGUGUGGAAGACUCAGGGUACUACAACUGCACAGCUAUCAACAAUGUGGGGAAUCCAGCCAAGAAGACAGUGAACCUGCUGGUGCGAUCCAUGAGGAACGCAACAUUCCAAAUCACUCCUGAUGUGAUCAAAGAGAGUGAGACCAUCCAGUUAGGGCAGGACCUGAAGCUCUCAUGUCACGUGGAUGCUGUCCCCCAAGAGAAGGUUUUCUACUUCUGGUACAAGAAUGGGAAGUUGGUCAAGCUCUCAGACCGACUUGUGGUCAUCAGGAAUGACCCUGAACUCCCACCAGUGACCAGCAGCCUGGAGAUAAUUGACCUCCGCUUCACUGACUAUGGCACAUACCUGUGUGUAGCCUCCUUCCAAGGAGCACCCAUCCCUGACCUCAGUAUUGAGGUGAACAUAUCUUCAGAAACAGUGCCUCCAACCAUCAUGGUACCCAAGGGCCAGUCUGCUGUCACUGUCCGCGAAGGCUCCAGAGCAGAGCUGCAGUGCGAAGUGCGAGGAAAGCCCAAGCCUCCCAUUAUCUGGUCUAGGGUAGAUAAGGAGGCUCCCAUGCCCUCAGGUGCAAUGACUGUGGAGACUGGCGAUGGGAAGCUGCACUUGGAGAGCGUGACUCGAGAAAUGAGUGGAACUUACAAAUGCCAGACAGCCAGGUACAACGGCUUCAACAUUAGACCCCGAGAAGCCCUGGUUCAGCUCAAUGUACAGUUUUCCCCAGUGGUGGAGCCUGUUUCCCUAGAUAUCCGGCAAGCCUUGGGUCGCAGUAUCACCCUUCGCUGCACCAUGCUAAAGGGGAGCCCAAUGAAAGUGGCUACAGCUGUCUGGAGAAUCAAUGGAAGUCUGCUAACUGUGCCUCCUGUAGAACAACAGGAAUACUCUGAAUAUAAAGUGAACAAUGUGAGCCGGGAGACAAGUGGCAACUAUGAAUGCAGCAUUUCAAAUGAUGUUGGAGUGGCAACCUGCCUCUUCCAGGUAUCUGCUAAAGCUUAUAACCCAGAAUUUUAUUAUGACACACCUAACCCCAUCAGGAAGCAAUCCAAGAAUUACUCCUAUAUCUUGCAGUGGACACAGAAGGAACCUGAUGCUGUUGAUCCCAUCCUGACUUACAGGCUGGAUGUCCAGCAGCUGAAUCACAGGUUCUUGCCUCCCAAAUAUAUUCCUGUGAAGAAGAUGGAGAAGGGCAUGCUGCUAGAACACAUCCUGACUGACCUGAAGGUGCCCCAUAGUUAUGAGGUUCGCUUGACACCUUUGACCCGCUUUGGGGCCGGAGACAUGGCUGCUCGUACUAUUCGCUACUUAGAACCACUCAGCUCCCCCAACCCAAUAGAUAACAUCUGCCACUUUGAGGAUGAGAAGAUCUGUGGCUACACACAGGACACAACAGACAACUUUGACUGGAUUCGACAGAGCAGUCUUACCUAUGAUCCCAAACGCACUGCCAACACAGGCCCAACAGUGGAUCUCAGUGGCACACAAGAAGGCUAUUACAUGUUCAUUGAAGCCUCCAAGCCUCGGGUGAAAGGAGACAAAGCCAGGUUAAUCAGCCCAGUGUACAAUAUCACUGCCAAAUUCUGUGUCUCUUACUACUACCACAUGUAUGGGAAGCAUAUUGGCUUCUUAAAUCUCUGGGUUCACGUGAAGAAUAAGCAGCCCACUCUAGCCUUGUCACUCAGUGGGAACAGAGGAAAUACCUGGCAACAAGCACAUGUACCUAUCAACCCUGCAGGACCUUUUCAGAUCAUCUUUGAGGGUGUCUGUGGCACAGGCUUCGAGGGAGAUAUUGCCAUUGAUGAUGUCACCCUUAAAAGGGGGGACUGUCCAAGGAAGCCAAUUGUCCCAAAUAAAGCAGUUGCCCUUCCAGGGAACAGUGCCCCCACCCUACACAAAUCUUCCCUCUGCGGGCUGCUACCUUUCUUCCUUUAUGUGCUGCUCAGAUGAUAGCAAGCAACGGCUCCUGUCUUCUAACCAAGACAUUCCUCCUCCUUUCCUAUUUGGUCACCUCUGUUCCUCUUCCUCCCCCUCCUCACUGGCACACCAAAGUGUCCAUAUGUUACCAAAGACUAACAAGCAUGACCACCCAAAGGGGAUCCAACUCAGAGCCUGAGGGAUUCCUGGAGGAAGUCAUAAUGCGUGAGAACAAAAAAAAAAGAAGAAGAAAAACAACAAAAGUACCCAAGAAAGAGAAAGUGGGAGGAAAUAAUGGAAAGAAGAGAUACAAAUGCUGGAUUAAAAGGCAAAGCUGAGAAUGGGAAAAAUAUUUAAAGGAUGGAUGAAACAAAAAAACACGUUUCCUUGGGAACGAUGAAUGGGACUUCCUCAGGGAAGUGGAAACUUUGUUUUAAACAAAAACAAUAUAUUAAAGCACAAAUUUCUACUAGAACUGUUACCUUCUUUACUGCGGAGCUACGGUUUAGGAGACCUUCUAGCACAGAGCCUCCCUUCUGGAUCUCGGUGCUAUUACUUUCCCUGGCUGUCUCUGGCUACAACCUAUCUGCUGCAGCACGUCCUCACCCUUUCAAAAUAGCAUCCCAUUCGUCUCCAUUGGGGGCCCACCCCUUCCCCACGUGCUGGUGACCAUACAACCUUGCCCCCCACUGCUGCAUGUGCUCCUGAGUAUCCAUAUGCAUUUUCAAGAUUAUCAUGUAUUUACUAGUCCAUGUGCCAUUUGCUUUGGUCCAUCAGUCACACUUUUUUGACCCCAGCUUCAGCUCAAGGAACAAAGCAGAGAAACAGACCUGUUGUGGAGAUGGAUGGAAAAACCUGGGACAGACAUUAGCUGCUGGAUCAGCUGUUAAUACCCCCUCCUCCCAGUAUUUUUGUUCAUUUAUUUUUGCUUUCUCAAGCUGCACUCAGCUCACUUCCUUUGCUCUUAGUUCUGUUCACCACCGUGGAGACGAACCAGCACAGGGACUGAGAAUGAAUGCCUAUUGGGGGGACCAAGGCAGGGUAAUGUUGACAUUGAAUCAGUCAGACUCAAAGCAUGAGCUACAGAAGCCUUGGGACAAAGAUCUUGUCUCCAUGUUUGUUUUGUUUUCUCUUCCAUUCCCUUUCUAUAACUCUGUCCCCACAGACAGGAUGAGGUUUUUCUUAAUCAGAGGGAAUUGUAUACUACCUUUUAUCUUCUUCUAUGCCUUGCACAACUUAUCCCUCAUGACAUCUGAAAUUGCAACUGUUGCUUGUUAACUGUGGCAUUUACCUUGGCACAUUAUUAAUAAUGGGACGGGAUGUGGAUGACAUGGUGUUUGGUUUAGUACUGAAGGAUGAGACAGCUGUAUGUCAGUUGCACUAUUUUAAGAUAGGAGAGACAGGAAACCCUCCAGCAAGGAUUGGGGAAAACAGACUGCGUGAUGUUAAAAAGGAAUAUGUUCACAGGGGAAAGGAGUGAGAUAAAGUCAUGCUAUGGCUAUGCGAGAAUAAUAGAGGUCUCAGGAAAGUCAGCUUGUUGUUUUCAUCUGGGCAUUACCGCGCUUUUAUCACUAGGUUUACCUGUAUGUUAGGGAGGAUAAUGUUCUCUGUUGUUCUAGCAGGUAACAAGGCAGAGCUUUGGAUAAUAAACUGCUGUGCAUAUA
Messenger RNA from Sphaerodactylus townsendi, 6232 nucleotides. RefSeq names its product MAM domain containing glycosylphosphatidylinositol anchor 1 (gene MDGA1). The transcript has 17 exons. Gene Ontology annotation, molecular function: protein binding; axon guidance receptor activity. The record is from RefSeq and is a predicted model, not a curated record. Gene Ontology annotation, biological process: synapse organization; homophilic cell-cell adhesion. Gene Ontology annotation, cellular component: neuronal cell body; plasma membrane; axon. Bases 1701 to 4601 code for a protein of 966 amino acids. NCBI's taxonomy places the organism in Eukaryota, Metazoa, Chordata, Lepidosauria, Squamata, Sphaerodactylidae.